AUGGACCAGAGUAAAUUCCGGCUACGGUUAGGAGCGCUGGACGGAGGUGGACUCAGUCCAAGGCUGCUCUCCGUGAUCAAGGACGCAGUAGCUGUAGAUCCGGCACAGUUCGUCUACAUACCUCCAGAACAGGCUAUCACCAAUCAGCUGAACGAGGUUCACGCGAGACGCGUCUUGCACGGCGUCGGUCUGUGCACACGCGUCUUCGACCUCGUGGGGGUAGCGGAGGGCAAGGCCAUCCUCACCAAGAUCAAGUCCUCGGAUGAGGACGGUGUCCGACGUCCUCACUGUCGCAUCUUUGACGACAUCUACGUUCCCCUUGUCUGCCUUCCGGAACCUUGCCCCUUAGCGAGCACAUUUCUGGCUGCCGGGAUCGGAAACAACCUCGUCUCACGAGCCCUCGGCUCACCCCUGGCGGACCGGAUAUACAUUGACGCCGGCUAUGUCCUCCGGGUGCGCGUCGAGGCAGACGGGUUCCAUGACGAUGAGCUUGGUCCGUCGAAGACGCGUGAGGGCGUUCAACAAGCUCGUGAGAUGCGCCGUUCCCUGUAUGCCAUUGCCUGCCCGAUUUCAGAAUGGCGACUUGGCCAGUGGAGGAACGCUGGCGUCGAAACAACGGACGAUGGCUGA
Molecule: messenger RNA, 630 nt
Organism: Epithele typhae
Lineage: Eukaryota; Fungi; Basidiomycota; Agaricomycetes; Polyporales; Epitheliaceae
Product: polymerase III polypeptide H
Exons: 7
Coding region: 1-630 (209 amino acids)
Source: RefSeq, a predicted model, not a curated record